AUGGACGUCAUCACAUUGAGUACCGGGUAUGAGGCGACCUACAACGCCAGUGAGCCGGGCGGCCGAAACAAGCUAAGCAGAUACGUAAGCACCCUUCAGAAAGAGCUUGAUAACUCCUUAGACAACCUCAACACGUUGGACACCACGGGUUACUACGAAGGUGCAUCGGCAGCUAAGAUCUUAUAUGAGAACAACGAUGACUUUCAUAACCAUUUCAAGAAUGUAGACAAUGCAACAGUAAUUACAUUGACUAGACAACUGGUAGAGGGAGCUUUUCUCAGAUUGAAUGCUCAAUCACAUAAAAAAAGUAAAAGCCAAGGUUCAGCUGGCGUUCACCUGGUUCCAGGUGAAUCAUCCACAGUCACAGCUAGAGGAAACCAAGGUCAUUUCUUGGAACCGAGUGUACAAUAUACUUCUGGGACGUAUGGGCACCAAUCUCGACAAGCACAACCUUGGCCUCAAGGUUCUCUAGAUCCAAGACAUCAUACAACCCAUCAAGGGUAUUAUGUUAGUCAACCUGCAGCGACUGGUUUUCCACCUCCUCCACCAACAGGUUAUCCACCUCCUCAACCUGGUUCUGACAACUAUUCAUACGCUCAAGGUUCUCUCCCACCUAUACUUCCCCCGAAUUACAAUCAGAUGCCUCCGCCUCCAUCUCAACAAUCGGGAGAUUACACAUACCCAUACCAGCACCCACCUCAAUCUGGUGAUUAUUCAGGCUACUACUAUCCAGGCUCUGGAACAGGGUAUGAUCCUUCGAGACACCAACAUUAA
Molecule: messenger RNA, 774 nt
Organism: Kwoniella mangroviensis CBS 8507
Lineage: Eukaryota; Fungi; Basidiomycota; Tremellomycetes; Tremellales; Cryptococcaceae
Exons: 4
Coding region: 1-774 (257 amino acids)
Source: RefSeq, a predicted model, not a curated record